Cuscuta epithymum is the source of this 1023-nucleotide messenger RNA. The record is from the annotation of a GenBank genome assembly. NCBI's taxonomy places the organism in Eukaryota, Viridiplantae, Streptophyta, Magnoliopsida, Solanales, Convolvulaceae.
UCUUUGCUCAGUACGUUUAUAUAGUCCGUAUCUUUCUUUGUUGAUACAGCUGAGAGAACAAUUCAAGUUAAGCUAGCGAGCUAUCAUGGCACCGCCUCAGCGUCGGAAUGAAAACAUCAAUGAUAAAAGAGAUUCUCUGUGCAUCACUUUCCUCGUCGCCAUCGUAUGCGCAGGAUUUGUGACGUAUACUGUAGCCAGCUUACUCAAAGUCCGCAAAUACACCGGCGACUACCCCAUCUUCACCCUGCAAAAAGCCGCGGUACACAACCUCAACCUCACCGCCAUUACCGGAGCGGACUCCUCUUUUCUCCUAGACACGAGCAUAAACAUCACGCUGCUCUACCAAAACCCAAACGGCCACGUGGCAAUCUCCUAUGACCGUCUCGCCGUCAACACCUUGUAUUUGGGCGAGCCCGUUACUGUUCCGAUCAUUCUUCCUCCGUCAGUUCAGCCCCCAAAGAAUGCCAACUCUUUAUCGGCAUUCUUGAACGGACAUUCUGCUCCGGUGGGUGGGGCGGGCUUGGAAAAGAUGCCGCUCAUUCCGAUCAACAUCACGGUCGAGGGCUGGGUUACUUGGGACUCUAGCUACCUUUCGAAGGAAGGAAAACUGCAUGUCAUUUGCCCAUGCUAUCUUCGGUCGGGUUACGCCGGGGACUAUAAUUUACGCCAGAGUUGCACGGUUGACCUCGAUCAGCAUGCCUUGAAGACGACUUAAUUAAUCCACUAUACGGAGUAUAUAUAUAAUUAAUCAUUACUAAUUAAAUAUUAUUGUGUUUUAUACGGAGUACUAUUAAUUACUACUAUAUACAUGCAUACAUACGUACUCCGUAUUAUUAAUUAGCUAAUAGAUCGAUGCAUCACGCAUGUAGUUGAUAACUCAUACUCCAUAAUACUUCGAAUAUGUGGUGUAUAAUUAUGCAAUGGAGUAUGUUUUACGUAGUAUUAAUUAAUGAAGUAAUUACGUAGUAUUAAAUAUAAGUGUGUAUGCAUGUCUUCAAGCAUUGAUAAAUGUCUUUGCUCUUA